UUUUGUUUCCUUUUCCAUUUUCUCAGAUGCAUUUCGGCAAGCGUCUUGCUGCUUCCGCCGUGCCGCAAUGGUCGCGAUUCUACCUCAACUUCCGACGCCUGAAGCGCCUGGUGACGCGUGCGGAGACUGCUCGUGUGGCUGCUGAGGCUGCGGGCGAGGCGCCGUUGGACGGGCACAGCGUUGCUGCACAGGCCGCGCUCGCUGCUGCUGCGGCUGCGUUCGUUGCUGCUGGCCAGGCUGCGCACGAGCGGCACCAGGACGACCCUGCUGCACACGACCGCCAUCCGAUGACUGCAGACGCCGCGGGUGACUCGUCCGCAGCGACGACGACGACCGGCGCAGUCACUUCGCUGAAUGACAUUGUCACGCAGUUCUUCUUUACGCUCGACCGCGAGCUCGAGAUGGUCAACUACUUUUACGAUCUCAAGAUUGCCAAGUUCACCAUGGCCACGAGUGUGCUGUGCAUCAAGGCAGAUGUCGCAGUCACUGCGCUGGCAAACCAGCAACCAGCCCCGAAUGUCGAGCUGAUUGAAACGGCACUCCGCGAUCUCCACACGUCGCUCAACAAGCUCCGAGAGUUUAUUUCGCUCAAUCGCACUGGGUUUGAAAAGAUUCUGAAAAAGUUUGAUCGUCGGGUGCAUCGCGCUGCCAGCGACUCGUACCUCAAGACCAAGGUCUAUCCAGCGAAAUUCCUGUCCGACACGUCGCUCGCCUUGCUCCGCACCAAGGUGUCGGAAAGCCUGCGCGCUGUGGUCCAGGCUCGCUCCAGGUUUGUGGACGGGCUGAGCUCCCUUCCCACAAAUGUCGCAGAUGCCGUCCCGAAUUAUGCACACUGCCGUCAGCCUUGACCGAGCUCACAAGCUUGCCACGUUGAUUUCUGCCACCUUCCCGAGCCUUUCCGGAACCUCCGCCGUGGCCGAUGCUCUGCGCGAGCUCUCAGUCGACGAGCUGACGCCUUCGAACAGCAGCAUGUCUGCAGGGUCGUCGUUCUCGUCGGCGUCUCCCGAUGUGGUUGGCCAUGCAGGCACGCACACCCUUGCAAGCACCAUUGAGCGUCUGCGUCAUGCUGCGCUUGAACCCGGGACCAGCGUUGGCAAGGUGUCGGCGAAUGUGCCGGCAGCGGCAGCGGCACCUGCACCGUCCGCGCCGACUAACGCUGCGGUCGUUACGCCGCCAACCAUGCUCGGACCUGAAGUCAUGUUUGUGCUGGCGCCCGUGUUCAUUGCUGCUUGCAAACGUGGUGCUGUCAAGUGCGUGCAUGUGCUUCUGAGCUUUGGUGUCAAUGUCAACACCCAGAGCGACGCGGACGAUCAGAGCGGUCUGUUUGCAGCGACGGCUGGAGGCCACCGUGCGUGCAUGAGCUUGCUGUUAUCUCGCGGGGCCAAUCCCAACCUGGUUGAUCAUGAGAGCCGCAUGGCCCUUCAUGCAGCGGUGCUUCGUGGCGACAAAGAAGCGGUGGCCUUGCUGCUUGCGGCUGGGGCCGACGUUGCUGCCCGCGAUCAUGACGGUCACUCGAUGCUCUUCUUUGCUGUGAGCACUGGCAAUGCUGAUAUCGUCCAGCAACUGAUUGAUGCGGGUGCUCCCACGAACACAUCCGCAGUCCCGGCAUCGCCCCUUUCUGGUCGGCUCUACGACCAGCCCCCCCUCCUGCUGUCCUGUCGCUUUGGCUUCUUUGACGUGGCCAACCGGCUGAUUUGCGCCGGUGCAGAUCCCAACGCGACAGACGAGGCCGGCGAGACUGCUUUGCAUGCCGCCUGCAGCGAAAAUGCCGUCGAGUGCGUCGAGCUCCUGCUGAAGCACCAAGCGCAGGUCGACGUGCGCGACGUGUACUCUUCUCGCACGCCCCUCUUUGAUGCGGCCAUUGGCGGCCACCUGUCCUGCGUCGAAAAGCUGCUCGCCGCUGGUGCGAAGGCCCUCGUGCGUGAUGUUGACGGGUGGCGCCCUUUGGUGCAUGCCAUGCUUCGCGGUCACAUGUUUGUUGUCGCCGUCUUGCGCGAGCACGAGAGGGCCGAGCAGAAGGCCAACCCCACCGAGCUUCGUGCGCCGAAGCCAGCCAACCCGUCAUUUGUGGCUCCGCGCCGAGCCGGACAGCUCCAUCCCCACAUUCAAGCUUCAGACAAGGCUCCUGCGCCGUCAGCAGUCCCCAAGCCACCCUCACCGUCCAUUGUCGAUGGCGAGGUGACUGAGAAGAUUUCCAACGCCGAGCGCUCGUACGGCCACACUUAUCUUCGACGCCGCACUCGAAUUGACAUCUUCCUGGGUGGCGUUGAUGACCAAGGGCCCAUCAUUGAUCUUUUGCACUACGGUCACACGAUGCGCGAUUCCAACGGCGCCUUCACGUCGCGUCGCACCUUGUACGACCCCAUCCUCACGUCCACCUUCCAGGAACGUCCUCCAGGCGAGAUUGCCACGAGUCAGACGGCGGUGCUGGUCAAGUCUGAAUCCUCAACCGAUUUCUCGCACGACACCGCUCUCGGUCCGAUCGAGCGCUCGGCAUCGUUUUCCACGCUGGGCGCGCCUCAAGCGUCUCCCAUGUUUGACAAGCAGAAUGUUCCGCUCUCCCUCUCGUCCUUCCGGCUGCAAAUCGCAAGCAACCAGCCGCAGACCGAUCUCGUCAUGAUCGACUUGCCGAUUGUCGAGCCAAGUGCAGCUCAUCACAUGUACUACUGUGAAGACAUUGCGACAAUGCAGCUUCGUAUCGACGUCAUUUCGCAGGCUGACGACACGCUCAUUGGUCGUGGCUUUAUUCUCGCGUCGACGUUGGCUCGUCUCCGUGGCGAGACGCGUUGUGCGCUCUUCUCGCCGUCGAUGCAGCUGAUCGGCACGGUGCUCAUCACCUUCCUGAUUGUCAAGCCUCUGCACCAUCCCCGUGUUGCCGUUGGUAGCAAUACGUACUGGAAGUUGACCGAGAGCCUACCCAUCAUUGGUCACCGUGGCGUUGGUGCUGGUGGUGCUGCCAAGACGGGCGACUUUCAUCGCACUCACAUCAAGGAAAACACCGUCCUUUCGUUUGUGACGGCGGCUUCUCUUGGCGCACAAUACGUUGAAUUCGAUGUGCAAAUGACUAAAGAUGGCGUGCCCGUCAUUUACCACGACUGGACUGUGAAGGAGACGGGUUACAACCUUCCAGUUUGUCGCCUGAGCCUCGAAAAGUUUACGAGCAUCUAUCACGCGCAAGGCGGCCGCAGCAAGGACCGUCGCCUUGUGCGCUCGAAGAGCUUUGAUGCCGCCGAUAUUGUCUCAGCGCGUCCCCUCCAAGCAGGCAGCGGAGUGACGCACGACGUUGCGCACGACAUUAUGAACAGCCCGAAGUCCAGCGCUCGACCUGUCCGUCACAAGCGUGACAACGACUACCAGGCCAUGCUCGAGUCUGCCAUCAAGCUGCAAAUUGGUGAUGAGGGAGUCGCAGCUCCCUUCCCGACGCUUGAGGAUGCUCUGAAGAAUGUGCCGAUCACUCUUGGCUUCAAUGUCGAGGUCAAGUAUCCUCUUCGUGAGGAGCGAGAAGAGUUUGACUUGCAGAUGAUGGAACUCAACAACUUUAUCGACCGCAUUCUGACCUGCGUGUAUGACAAUGCUGGCGAGCGGCCCAUCAUCUUUUCUUCCUUCCACCCGGAGACUUGUCUCAUGCUCUCGCUCAAGCAACCCAACUACCCGGUGUUCUUCUUGACAUCGGCUGGUUGGGAUAACGAGCGGUUUAGCGAUCCCCGUUGCAACUCGAUUUACUGGGCCAUUCACUUUGCCAAAGCGGCCAACCUGCUCGGCAUUGUCUCGCAGUCUGCGCCAUUCUUGGAGUGUCCCGAGCUGGUGCACGCUGUAAAAUCCAGCGGAUUGCUGCUGCUUACGUGGGGCCGUGGCAACAACGACGUGACAAAUGUGCAGCUGCAGCGUGAUUACGGCGUGGAUGCGGUCAUUCUGGACCAUGUUGCUCACGUGCGCUCUGGCCUCCAAGCCGCUACUGCUGUGCAUGCUGCAACUGCAGUUCCCGAGUAGACUGUUUGAACGUUUUUUGGGGUUGAUUAUCAUUUCUUGAGGAUUUGAAUCGCAUGCAAUGUCAACAGAAAUUGUCAAAGCACUUUCCUUCUUGGAUUUGGAGGACAGUAAAUUUUUCAAAUUGAUUGGGGAAACAAACAUACAAACAAACAAACAAACACGCGAAAAAAAAAG
Molecule: messenger RNA, 4164 nt
Organism: Capsaspora owczarzaki ATCC 30864
Lineage: Eukaryota; Filasterea; Ministeriida; Capsasporidae
Product: glycerophosphodiesterase GDE1
Exons: 7
Coding region: 802-3990 (1062 amino acids)
Biological process (GO): glycerophospholipid catabolic process
Molecular function (GO): glycerophosphocholine phosphodiesterase activity; protein binding
Source: RefSeq, a predicted model, not a curated record